Messenger RNA from Xyrauchen texanus (razorback sucker), 1700 nucleotides. Its product is annotated as homeobox protein OTX1 A-like. Gene Ontology annotation, molecular function: RNA polymerase II cis-regulatory region sequence-specific DNA binding; DNA-binding transcription factor activity, RNA polymerase II-specific. NCBI's taxonomy places the organism in Eukaryota, Metazoa, Chordata, Actinopteri, Cypriniformes, Catostomidae. The transcript is spliced from 4 exons. Gene Ontology annotation, biological process: regulation of transcription by RNA polymerase II; multicellular organism development. Gene Ontology annotation, cellular component: nucleus. The record is from RefSeq and is a predicted model, not a curated record. Bases 526 to 1593 code for a protein of 355 amino acids.
CAACUGUUUACUCCCCGAAAGACUCGCACAUUCACACGGUUAGUAUUUCGCCACACUAAAGGGGUGGAGUUACCGCGCGCUUCUCUUUCGUGAUUGGCCAGACCAGUCGUCUGUAAAGGAGGGCGAGACUUUUGAUUGGCUGCGGUGGGCGGAUCCACAGGUGUAUUUUGCUCUUAGACGGACAGGGCGUCAAGAAGGUGAUCAAUCUCAAUCCGUCAGCACUGUCGCGUGGAGACCAACGUUGACGUAUUGAGUCCUUUUGGGCGCCGAUUUUUGAUUGAGUGCAACUUGAUUCGAGUUCGUGCCGAAAUUGGGAAUUAGUUCUGAAGUUUGUGGCUAAUUCGUUUUACCGCAAUUCAAACAAUCAGCUGGAGUCAAGACCUGAGGCCAAAGGUGAUUUUUGGUGCUGUGGAUUUCUGCACGGACCUCAAAGAGAACUGAAGACCAAGAAUUAAAAGGUGUCUCGGAUAAGAAGGAUCCGGAUUUUGCGGCUCGAGCGCCGUUGCCUCGUAAGCUCAAGCUACGAUGAUGUCAUAUCUCAAACAGUCCCCGUACGCCAUGAACGGACUGGGGCUCAGCGGGGCCACCAUGGACCUCCUCCAUCCCUCCGUAGGAUACCCGACAAAUCCCCGUAAACAGAGAAGAGAGAGGACUACUUUCACUCGCACUCAGUUGGACAUAUUGGAGAAUCUGUUCGCCAAGACGCGCUACCCGGACAUUUUCAUGCGCGAGGAAGUGGCCCUGAAAAUCAAUUUGCCCGAGUCAAGAGUGCAGGUGUGGUUUAAGAACAGAAGGGCAAAGUGUCGGCAACAACAGCAGAGCAGCAGCAGUUCGAAGAUCCGUCCAGCGAAGAAGAAAUCCUCUCCGUCCCGUGAAAGCCCGGAAUCAGAAAGCAGUGGCCACUUCACUCCUCCAGCUGUCUCCAGUAACAACUCCACUUCCUCAUCCUCCUCUUCCUCUUCAGGCACCAACCCCACUGGUCGUAGUGGAGUGGGUCUGAUCAGCAGCUCUUCCACAGGAACAACACCUGUCUCCUCCAUCUGGAGUCCCGCUCCAGUCUCUCCCCUACCCGCUCCACCCUCCCUCCCUGACAUUUCUCCCCCAGCUAGUGCGUCCUGCAUGCAGAGGGCCAUUUCAGGCAGUGGAGGUACCACAGGAGUGCCGUCAUAUCCUAUGCCCUACAACCAGGCUCCCAGCUACGCCCAGGGCUACCCAACCUCUAACACUGCCUCUUAUUUUGGAGGCAUGGACUGCAGCUCCUACUUGGCACCCAUGCCUGGCCAUGCCCACCAUCACCACCCACACGGCAAUCACACACAGCUGAGCACCAUGGCGGGCACCACUGCAGUCUCAUGCAACCACCCACAUCACCCUCACAACAUCGGGCAGAGCAGCGGGCACCCACACCCGCAUCACCCUCACCAGGGCUACAGUGGCACAGGGCUGCCUUUCAGCUCCACAGACUGUCUGGAUUAUAAAGAUUACAAAGAGCAAGCUGCCGUGGCAUCAUCAUGGAAACUGAACUUCAGCUCUGCAGCGGCAGACUGCUUGGACUACAAAGACCAGGCAGCUUGGCGUUUUCAGGUCUUGUAGGGACCAUUUUAAAGACUAUUAAUGUUGUUAAUUAAGUUUGCUUGUUUGUUUACCUUUGGAGAAGUUCCUCCCACAACAUUACAGACUUUGUUGGACACCACAGGGUG